Molecule: messenger RNA, 2254 nt
Organism: Tripterygium wilfordii
Lineage: Eukaryota; Viridiplantae; Streptophyta; Magnoliopsida; Celastrales; Celastraceae
Product: 7-deoxyloganetin glucosyltransferase-like
Exons: 2
Coding region: 568-2019 (483 amino acids)
Molecular function (GO): UDP-glycosyltransferase activity
Source: RefSeq, a predicted model, not a curated record
UCGUGAGAUCAAACCAACCAAGUUAUUUUCUUGUGGAAUCCUAGUUUCGUUGGUUUGUCCCACUCCGAGCCUCUACCCAUCUUUUUUGGCGUGGAUACCAACAAGAAGGAAAUCUAUAGAAAAUACCUAUUUACUUGCCAAAUCAAUGAAAUUAGGGUCAACCUCUCCAUGAAAACAAACUAUAAGUGUUGCUGGUCGGGAUGAAAGUAAGGCUCAAACUGCUCGUCGAGAUCAUGGAAGAAUUGCUUAAGGUGCUGGUAGAUUGUCGAAACUCGAAAGUAAUGGAACCACCAUCUAUAGAAAAUACCUAUUUACUUGUUCACGUUACAAACAGCAUGGAACACAUUCAACUUACUUUCUGCAUCAUCACAUGGCCUGAUGCCCUGGGUCAGUUCGUUGUUAAUAAAGUGACUAAAAGAGAACACUCACCUCCUCCUGUUUUUGUGGUGUAAACUAGUUUGUACAAGAUAUUUGAAAAAAGACUGAAUUUUGUAUUAUUUCUGGGACUGCUUGAUAUAAAGCGAUGGAGAUAAUGUAAACAGAGAAAACACAAACACACGGAGAGACAUGGAUUCUAAGGCAGUAGCUGAUAAGCCUCAUGCCGUCUGCAUUCCAGGUCCAUUUCAAAGCCACAUUAAGGCAAUGUUUAAUUUGGCAAAACUUCUGCACCACAAUGGUUUCCACAUAACAUUUGUCAACACUGAUUUCAAUCACAAACGACUACUCAAAGCUAGAGGCUCUGAUGCCUUGAACGGAUUGCCGGACUUUCGAUUUGAGUCCAUUCCAGAUGGCCUUCCUACUUCUGACGACAAUACUGCACAAGACAUUUUCAUGGUCAUCGAGUCUGUCAGAAACUACUUAUUGUCUCCAUUCCUUGGCUUGCUUGCGAAACUCAAUCACAGUUCCUCCAUUCCCACUGUCACAUGCAUUGUUUCUGACGGGUUCAUGUCAUUCACGGCCACAGCAGCUAAAGAAUUUGGAAUCCCAUCUCUGUUUUUCAUCACUAUUUCUGCUUGUAGCUUCGUGGGGCUCACUCAAUUUCGCGCACUCCAAGAGAAAGGCCUUACACCACUCAAAGAUGACAGCUAUUUAAUGAAUAGUUAUCUGGACACCAUCAUAGAUUGGAUACCUGGAAUAAAAGGUAUACGUUUGAGAGAUCUCCCAAGUUAUAUUAGGUCAACAGACCCGAAUGAUGCACUACUCAACUUCUGUAUGGAAAUAAGUGAAGUAGCUAAUGAGACUUCUGCAAUUAUCGUACACACUUUCGAGGCAUUGGAGCGAGAAGUUCUUGACGGUCUUUCUACCAUAUUCCCAACGGUAAACGCUGUUGGUCCACUCCAGUUACUUCUCAAUCAAAUGAAUGAGGACAGUCGCUUGAACUCAAUUGGAUGGAACCUCUUGAAAGAAGAACCUGAAUGCCUAGAAUGGCUAGAUUACAAAGAACCCAAUUCAGUAAUCUAUGUAAAUUUUGGCAGCAUAGCAGUCAUGAGUAAGGAACAGCUCAUUGAGUUUGCUAUGGGACUUGCUAAUAGCAAUCACUAUUUCUUAUGGAUAAUUAGGCCUGAUCAGGUGAGAGGAAAUUCUGAGAUUUUUCCAACGGUGUUUAAAGAAAAAACAAGAGAUAGAGGAUUCAUUGCAAGCUGGUGUGCACAAGAGGAAGUACUGAAUCAUCCGUCUGUUGGAGGGUUCUUAACACAUUGCGGGUGGAACUCAAUACUUGAGAGUUUGUAUGCGGGAGUGCCUAUGCUUUGCUCGCCAAUGUUCGGUGACCAACCGACGAACUGCAGGUUCGCUUGCGUUGAAUGGGGGAUUGGGAUGGAGAUUAGUAGUGAUGCAAAGAGAGAUGAAGUAGAGAAGCUGGUGAGAGAGUUGAUGGAGGGUGAGAAAGGAAAACAACUGAAAUGCAAUGUGAUGGAAUGGAAAAGAAUGGCAGAAGAGGCUACUAGUCCGAUUGGUUCUUCUUUUGUUAAUUUUGACAAGGUGGUGAAGGAAGUUCUUCUCUCAAAAUACCCAAAAUAGUCUAAAUAAAGGGUGAUUGAGAUAAGAAAGUAUUAUUUCUGUGGUUAAUGAUUAUAACUUCUUUAAGGUCCGAUUGGUCUCCCUUGUGGAUCAAAGCUGUAAUGUCUGUGUUUUUUUUGUUUAGUUUUUGUUACCUGGCAUAAACCGGUGGAGUCGGACUCAUUCGGCAAUGUCUGAUGUAAUACGGUGUCGUCCAACAAUGUCUGGUGUUAUCCAUUUUAGUAUUUGUGUUUUC